AUGAGUUUAUCUCAGGCAUCAAAAUUAGUACAAAAGUUAAGGUUCAAAUUAAAUGACAGAAGAAAGUUAAAAAAUCUUGAUGGUCCACAAGGCCGUCAUAAUAAAAUACGACAGACUGUUACCGCAUUAUUUAAAUACGAAAGGAUUGAAUUAAAUUAUGGAAAAGCAGAUGAAUCUAGAGGCUAUGCUGAGAGGCUUAUAUCAGAUGCAAUUAAGUAUGGUGAGUAUCAUAAAGAAACAAUGAAAAUGGCUUCAUAUUGGUUACUAGAGGAACAACUUGUUCACAAAUUAUUUAAAGUAUUAGUGCCAAGGUAUCGAAAUUCUCAACAGUCAUACACCAAGAUGUGGAAAGUAUCAGUAUCGAAACCUACUACUCUUCAAAAAACUGUUUUGGAACUUCGAAACAAUAUAUACCCUCCUUUAGGAGAGGUAAAAACAAACAAUAAAAAUUUAUUACAUAAUGUUUUACUUAGAGAAGCAAGUAAAUAUUAUGAAAUGAAAAAAUCUUUAAAUAAUGAUAUUAAUAAAAAAGAAACUAUUUCAUCUACUAACUCAACAAUUGAUAAUACUAGUAAUGAUAUUGUAUCUGAUUCGAAAAGUGAAGAAAGUAAUAGUACAGAUGAAGAUUUAAGUUUAAAUAAAUUAAAUUUAGAAACAACAGAAAAUCAAAAUACAGUAAAUGAAACAAAUCCUAAAAAUUAA
Pediculus humanus corporis (human body louse) is the source of this 702-nucleotide messenger RNA. Its product is annotated as mitochondrial 50S ribosomal protein L17, putative. The transcript has 2 exons. The record is from RefSeq and is a predicted model, not a curated record. Gene Ontology annotation, molecular function: structural constituent of ribosome. Lineage: Eukaryota; Metazoa; Arthropoda; Insecta; Psocodea; Pediculidae. Gene Ontology annotation, biological process: translation. Gene Ontology annotation, cellular component: mitochondrial large ribosomal subunit; ribosome. Bases 1 to 702 code for a protein of 233 amino acids.